AUUAUCUUCUUAAUGAGCUGCACCUCACGUCCAAUUUAUGCACAUAGUGCUUUCAUGUGUAUAUUAUUAUAAUCACAUUUAUUCAAUCUCGAUUUCCACACUUAAAUUGGAACCGCAAGAAAAAAUGUUAAUGGCGAAUAUGUAAAUGAUUCAUGGGAGCAAUUCAUUAGCCUAUUUGGACGCCCCAACACCUUUGGAGUAGCUUUGGACAUAGUAGAAAAUGUCACCUUUGUGUCCCUUUGUUUUGCUAUCCAGCUUUGCAGUUGGUCUUGCAUCUUUUAAUUGUCUGAAUGCCGGAUACAACUGUAAAAAUAACGCCCCCUGUGACUAUUUUGGACGCUGUAAAUGCCCACCUGGAUUCCAAGGCUACGACUGUGGACUAGAUUCCUCCACUAUUUCAAGUUCUGUAGACUGUCGGGCAACUUGUCUUAACAAAGGAAUCUGUUAUAGCAGUACUUUAUGUUACUGCACAGAUGGUUUCAUUGGCUCCCAAUGCGAAAUCCCUGUUCUUAGUGCUGAAUGUGGCUUAAACUCAAUGAAGGUUCGAAGCUUCCGUCCCCCUUCGUUCCAGGGAGAGAUGUAUCUGAAACAGAGUAUGUUUGGUUGUCAGCUCAGAGAAAUGGUCACAGACGUGCCAGGUGUAAGAAUGUUUGAGUUAGAGGUCCCUCACCGAGCUAUUUCACCCUGCUCACUGACAAAAACAGUAAACAAUGAGACAGGGGACACAAUUUAUGACGUAGACGUAGCUGCCGCGCAUCACAAAGGUCUCUUUAGCAUGUCCGAUUCAGUACACAAAGUGAAGUGUGUCUAUGAAUCAAGAAAAAUUGGCGAAAACCCAAUUGACGUAACAAAGGAAAUGAAUCCUUUCAAAAUAAAGCUAACAAAUGACAACAAUCGACGACUUCAACAGGUUCAGCGAGGCGAUAUAUUCUUUUUCAAUGUAGAAAGUAGUGGCAAAAAUCCAGAUAUUGGGGGUACUCGAGUAAGUUAUCUUGAAGCGUACACUAUUGAUCAACAGACCGGAAUGGUGAGAACUGCUAAACUUCUUGAGAAUGGAUGCCCAGUUAGAAGUACAAUCGACCAGUAUGGGAUCUCCAUUUCCAAUGAAGAGCGUAGCCAAAGAGGUUUCUUUACCGGAAGAGCAAAGCUUGAAAGUUUCCAAAUUAUUGAAGGAGAGCCUAUACUACUAGAUUACAGGGCCCAAAUGUGCAGAAGACAAUGUCCACAGGCGAUCUGUAACUCACCACAGCCCUUACAGCUACCCCGGGUAACUCCAUUUAAGCAUCCCACGCAAGCAAUAGAUGUUGUGUAGAAAGGAGACAUUGCUCUUUCAUAAAUUCAAACACAAGUAUUAAUAAGACAAUUCAGUGUACUCAUUGUGUAGAAAUGAAUAAUUUUGUUAUGUUAACAUUAUUUUGAAUUCAAGUCAGUUUAAAUAUUUUGCGGAUUGUCUAAAUUUGAACACAACAGGCGGAGAGGGUACUUGCAAUAUAUUAUCUACGUAAAUAUUGCAUUCUAGUGAAUUUAUUUUUAGCUGCUUCCUGUCUGAAGAUGUUUUGGGUGAAAUAAUACUGGUCCCUUAAGGGAUAGUUUGUCCCUUCUUAAGUUAUGUUUCAAAUUCUUGGAGAUUAAGGUGAUCAAAAAAUUAUUAUCUUUAACGUUGAUUCUUAGGUAUACAAUUUGGUUUUUAAAAAAACAAUAACAAAAGAAUAAAAAAAGUAGGAGUACUACUCAUGCACAAAGGGGUUAAGAAAACACUGGCAAAUUACUUAUCUGAACAUUACUUCAUACUGAAUAAGGGAAAGAGGAACAUCAGCCAAAACCAUUAUGAUCCUAAUGAAUGUGAAUUGUUGUACUUGAUUUUUUCAUUUAGUCCUACCUGUUUUAACUAUCAGACGAUUUGCAGCAUUGCGAAACAUAAUCACUAACGGCAUCAAUAUAUGUCAAUAAAUUUAUUUAUCUAAAA
Saccostrea echinata is the source of this 1966-nucleotide messenger RNA. RefSeq names its product EGF-like domain containing protein 2. Lineage: Eukaryota; Metazoa; Mollusca; Bivalvia; Ostreida; Ostreidae. The record is from RefSeq and is a predicted model, not a curated record. Bases 221 to 1312 code for a protein of 363 amino acids. The transcript is spliced from 10 exons.